AUGAAUAAUAUCAGUGACUAUAGUGACCACCAAUGGGACAAACAAAUAGACCGGUGGCUAGUCUCCAAACUCGGCGAAUACCUGGGCAACGACUCCACCAUUUACUACUGGGGCUAUGAAUACUGGGAACAGGGGUCUGACCCCCGGUCAGACCACCUGCCACUUGUGGGCAUUUCAUUCGUGGGUCCUAAUAAACGGUUACUUUUUCUUCCGGGUCCUUUUCCACACGACACGACUGGGACGGGAGAUGUGGAACUUCACGAACCCUAA
Molecule: messenger RNA, 270 nt
Organism: Oppiella nova
Lineage: Eukaryota; Metazoa; Arthropoda; Arachnida; Sarcoptiformes; Oppiidae
Source: the annotation of a GenBank genome assembly